UUCGAUGGAACAUUGUUUUACUAUCAAGGGAUUUAAUUUCAUGGUCAAUUUGUUUAGAUUUAGCUAGGCUUUCAAGUUCACUAGUGCAGUAAGCAUAGUUGCAAUUCUUACGAUGCAUAAGUUUGACCCUGCUCAUCAAGAAAUGUUGAUUAUUAUCACCAUCAACAAUCGACUACCAUCGUGCACAGACAGAGCGUAUAAAGAAACUUCGGAGCGAUCUGCUUGUGGAAGUGUUCCGCAGGCACUGCAACGACGCGCACGACAAAACGAUUACAGCAAGUGUCCACUGGGUGAUUGCAGUUUCCUACAAAAUAACACAAGAUGUUCUGCUUGUAUACAUUCCUCAUCCUGCUAGUUACAUUCGCAGACCACAGGGCAGGUGCUGCAAGCACGACACGUGAAGUAAGUAUGAACGAUACAUGUAUUUCCGAAUGAUGUAUAAUAUGCACAUUAAAAACAACAAAUCUGUGCUCUACUCUUUCAAUUUCUCACAGAGCUGCACCGGCGAGUGUACGAUGUACUACCUAUGCAAGAACAACAAGAUCGUGACGAACGGUGCCGGAGCGAUUGGUAUACGCGUCGGCGUCAACGAACCGGAAUGUUCUAACCCUAUGCAUGUUUGCUGUGAGAAAAGAUCUGAGCUCGAUGUUCCUUCACCGGGCGCCAGUAAACCAAGUGACAGUAAAUUUGUACUCGAUGCUCCUUCACCGGUCACCAGCAAACCAAGCGACAGUAAAUUUGUACACGAUGUUCCUUCACCGGGCGCUAGCGAACCAAGUGACAGUAAAUUUGUACACGAUGUUCCUUCACCGGGCGCCAGCAAACCAAGUGAUAGAAAAUUUGUACACGAUGUUCCUUCACCGGGCGCCAGCAAACCAAGUUUGCUUGACGUUUUUUCACUAGACGAUAGCGAAUCAAGUGACAGUGAAGAAGAAAGCUGUGGUACUCGUAAUGACCAUGGCAUUGGUUUCGAUGCUACACAUUUUCCAUGGUUGGUGAGCGUCUUCCACGAGGAACACGCUCCCGAUAGCUUUUCUCUCGCAUGCGGAGCCUCGUUGAUCACCCCGCACGCUGUCCUAACAGCGGGCCGCUGCGUGUUCAACAUGCCGAAGGAGAAACUGUUGCUUCGUGCCGGCGAAUGGACCUCCCAGGAUAAAGAACUUCGGCAGUACCAGGAGCGCCGAGUAGCUGACAUAAUGACAUAUGAAGAAUACAAUGACCGCACAUUUUCUAAUAAUGUGGCCCUGCUGGACCUUACCGAACCGUUCCAGCGGACAGGGAACGUGCAACCGAUCUGCCUUCCUCCAAUACCAGCAUCGAUUGAUGCUUACCGAUGUUUCACUGUAGCUUUUGAUGAGCAUCUGUCCUAUAAGCAUGGCAGCGUACAAUUGAAUGUGAAUAUGGCACAUAUUCCGGUAAUGCUAUUUGGUUUCUGCAGACAUUCGGGGCCAGGACCGUCAAGCUAUCUGUGUGCUAGAGGCAAUCUUGGACCAAAUGUAUGUCGUGCGAUUACUGGAACGCCACUCGUGUGUCCUAUGCCCGGCUCGCCAAACCACUACUAUCAGGCAGGCAUUGUUUCUUGGGGCGUCGGGUGCGAUACGUACGGUGUUCCCAGUGUGUUCGGCAAUGUGGCGUCGUUCCGCUACUGGAUCGAGCAGGCGUUGUAUGAGCUGAACACCAAACCCAAACAGAAAGAUAUGUUCCGUUAUUUCUAAAGUGCGGCCUGUGGUCGCAAGCAACCCUAAAGUUCACUGUUGAAAUACACUGCCGCGAGCUUCUACAGCCGCACCGCUCAAUAUUCGUGUUUUAACUAGAUCUUGAACAGAUAUCAAUCGUAUGGUAUGUGUGUGUGUGCG
Molecule: messenger RNA, 1856 nt
Organism: Anopheles coluzzii
Lineage: Eukaryota; Metazoa; Arthropoda; Insecta; Diptera; Culicidae
Product: phenoloxidase-activating factor 2-like
Exons: 1
Coding region: 420-1715 (431 amino acids)
Biological process (GO): proteolysis
Molecular function (GO): serine-type endopeptidase activity
Source: RefSeq, a predicted model, not a curated record